This is a messenger RNA of Salvia splendens (bonfire salvia), 1064 nucleotides long. RefSeq lists its product as uncharacterized. Bases 239 to 844 code for a protein of 201 amino acids. NCBI's taxonomy places the organism in Eukaryota, Viridiplantae, Streptophyta, Magnoliopsida, Lamiales, Lamiaceae. The transcript has 5 exons. The record is from RefSeq and is a predicted model, not a curated record.
GGGCUGCAACAAAAACUCCCUCAUUCAUUCAGUGAGUGAGAGUCCCUCUGUCUUCCUCUCACUGUCUCUCUCUAGACUUACAUACGCUGCUGAAACAGAUACUCCUAUAUUGCACUGUUUUUUCCUGCAUGGGAAUGAGAUUUUGGUGAUUGUAUUUGUAUCAUUGUUAGAUUUGGGGAAAAUUUGCUACUUUUGAACAAUCUUACCGGCAGAUCUUGAGAUUUUGCAGCAUUUGGAUAUGGAUAAGCUGCAGUGGGGGAAGAGGAAGAGGAUGAGGUGUGUGAAAGUUAAGGACUCUCCUUUGAGCGGAAAAUCAGACAGCGGCGGCGGCGGCGCUGUGGUGAAGAAGAAAAUCACUUCUAGAGUUGUGGAUAAUAAUUGCAGUAAAGAUGGGAGUGUUCUUCCAUCCCCACAUCGUUCAACCAGGGACUUAGGUGUGAGUCGAUCUAUAGCAAAUGACACCCGAAAAGCUUUGGCAUCCCUUUCGCCCGAGAAGGAAGACAGGUACUACACAACAAGGGGGUCUGGUGGAUUUGAUGAUGCUACCAAGGCAUUGUUCGUGGAUCCAAAGGAGGAAAACAGGAAAGUCGUUUGGCCAAAGCUGCUGAUUGCACUGUCGAGUAAAGAGAAGGAGGAAGAUUUUAUGGCAAUGAAGGGUUGCAAACCGCCUCAAAGGCCCAAGAAAAGGGCUAAGUUGAUCCAAAGAACCAUUUUAUUGGUGAGCCCGGGAGCGUGGUUAACAGACUUGUGCCAGGAGAGGUAUGAAGUGAGAGAGAAGAAGACUUCUAAGAAGAAACCAAGAGGUUUGAAAGGUAUGGGAACUGUGGAGAGUGAUUCAGAGUAAGGGGAUUUUUGGAUUAAUUUUUUUGAGAAUGCAGACAGAUUAAAAGCCAGAUGAUAUAGAUGAAUGUAAGGUUUUGGUAGGGAAGAAGAAGAAGAAGAAGAAGGCUUCAAACGCCUACACACUUUGUUGUGGCGAUUGUAUCUCUGCUUGUACUGCUCACACGAGCAAGACAGACAACAUCUUAUUUUUGGUAUAAAUUUUACGCUUUCUUGCUCAUGAA